CGCACCCUCCUUCCUUCCCUCCAUGUCUUUCCCCUCCCCUCGGUCCGUCAUUCUCCCCGCGCUGUCUCCUCCUAUUGCCUCGGCCGCCGCUCGCUCUCUCUCGCUCCCCUGUUUGCCAGUCGUUCCCCGCCGACCCCCGGGCCUCGCACCCACCAUGGGCCUCAGGUGAUAAACCGAACGGGCCGCCGGAUCCAGCGGGCGGGGAGCAGAGCUACCGGAGACCGGGGAUCCCGGGCCUGACCGCCCGCACCGGGGGCCUCCACAGCGGGAUACGUCCUGUAUCUUUGUUUGGUGGGACAGUUGCACAACCCUGAACAUGGAGAAUGGAGAGAAGAUCAACAAGGGGGAGGAAGAUGAAAUGGAAAUUCACGGUUACAAUCUGUGCCGUUGGAAGCUAGCUUUAGUAGCGGUAGGCGUGUUUUGUACGUGUGGCUUCCUCCUUCUCCUCCUGUACUGGAUGCCGAAGUGGCGCGUGAAGGCAACAUGCUCUCGAGCGCCAUUGAAGAACUGUGACGUUGUGCUGCUGAGAACAACUGAUGAAUUCAGACAAUGGUUUUGUGCAAAAGUCCGCCUCCGUAUGUGUCCUGGAAUAGACCCAUUCCAGACACCUGAAUCUAUGACAAGUAAGCUCAUGAAUGGUCACGCGGGGCACCUUCCAGAGACUCCCUCGGAGCACACUGAAGACUAUCCUAUAAACAAUACUGAAGCCCCACUACUUGAGGUCCGUUAUUUUGUGCAUCAUAGUGUGACUUACUUCUGGAAUGAUUUUCGCCAAGCAUUUAUUUUCUGGAACGGUCUGGAUGAGGGUGUUCCGUGCUCUGACAUACACAGUGUACACAGCAAAGGAUUAAGUCACGAAGUACAUGAUUACAGAAAGCUAUUUUAUGGAAUAAAUGACAUCGCUGUUAAAGUGCCUUCCGUUUUCAAGCUUCUGAUUAAGGAGGUUCUCAAUCCUUUUUACAUUUUUCAACUGUUCAGUGUUAUUUUAUGGUGCACAGAUGAAUAUUACUACUAUGCAUCAGCGAUCGUGUUAAUGUCAGUUAUAUCCAUUAUCAGUUCUCUGUACACAAUUAAAAAGCAAUAUAUAAUGUUACAUGACAUGGUUGCAGCUCACAGUAUUGUUCGGGUUUCUGUGUGCAGAGGGAACAAAGAGGCCGAAGAGAUACUGUCUACUGAUCUAGUACCUGGAGACCUUAUGGUGAUACCACCCAAUGGGACCAUUAUGCCGUGUGAUGCUGUCCUGAUCAGUGGAACCUGCAUUGUAAAUGAGAGCAUGUUAACAGGUGAAAGUGUCCCGGUAACAAAGACUAAUUUGCCAAUUCCCACAAUGGAUUCUCGAGGGGUAGACGAUGAGAUUUACAGCACUGAAGUUCACAAACGACACACUUUAUUUUGUGGGACACAUGUCAUCCAGACACGAUUUUAUGCUGGUGAACCUGUCAAAGCCAUAAUUGUUCGGACAGGAUUCAGCACAUCUAAGGGACAGCUUAUUCGUUCGAUACUUUAUCCAAAGCCAACUGACUUCAAGCUUUACAGAGAUGCCUACCUGUUCCUGCUGUGUCUCGUAGGGGUGGCUGGAGUUGGGUUCCUUUACACUGUUGUAAAUAGUAUUUUAAACCAGGUUCCGGUUGGCACCAUUGUUAUUGAAUCACUUGACAUCAUAACUAUUACAGUACCUCCUGCCCUUCCUGCUGCCAUGACAGCUGGAAUUGUGUACGCACAAAGACGUCUAAGAAAACUCGGCAUCUUCUGUAUCAGUCCUCAGAGGAUAAACAUCUGUGGACAGCUAAAUCUCAUCUGUUUUGACAAGACUGGUACUCUUACUGAAGAUGGACUUGACCUCUGGGGAAUCCAAAGAGUAGAGAAUUCUCGGUUUCUUCUGCCUGAAGAUAAAGCUUGCAGUGAAGCCUUGGUAAAGUCUCAGUUUGUUGCCUGUAUGGCAACAUGCCAUUCACUAACAAAAAUUGAUGGGGUGCUUUCAGGUGACCCCCUAGACCUGAAAAUGUUUGAAGCCAUAGGAUGGAUUCUUGAUGAAGCCACUGAGGAAGAGACUGCCCUUCACAACAGGAUAAUGCCAACUGUUGUUCAACCCCCAAAACAGCCUCUCACUGAGCAGAAACCUGCAGCAAGUCACGAAAUGGAGCUGUUUGAACUUCCGACUACUUAUGAAAUUGGCAUUGUGCGCCAGUUUCCGUUCUCUUCAGCAUUGCAGCGUAUGGCAGUGGUCGCUAGAGUUCUAGGGGAUAAACGGAUGGAUGCUUAUGUGAAAGGGGCACCAGAAGUUAUUGCCAGCCUCUGCAAAAAGGAUACAGUUCCAGCGGAUUUCGCCAUUGUUUUAGAAGAGUACACAAAGCAGGGAUAUCGCGUCAUUGCACUUGCACACAGGAGGUUGGAGUCCAAAAUUUCAUGGCACAAAGUCCAAAAUAUUAGUAGAGAUGCCAUUGAAAAUAACAUGACAUUCCUGGGGCUAAUUAUUAUGCAAAAUAAACUGAAACAAGAAACACCGGCAGUACUAGAAGACCUUCGUAAAGCCAACAUCCGUAUGGUCAUGGUGACAGGAGACAACAUGCUUACUGCAAUUUCUGUUGCCCGAGACUGCGGAAUGAUUCUACCUCACGAUAAAGUAAUUGUAGCUGAAGCACUACCUCCUAAGGAUGGUCAGGCUGCCAAGAUUAACUGGCAUUAUGCAGAUACCAUGCCAAGAAGCAAUUUGAAUGUCAUCAAUUCACAGGAUAUUCCUGAUAAGAUGGUUAAUGACAGUUUAAAUGAUAGUCCGAUAAUUGAUUACCACUUUGCAAUGAAUGGCAAAUCAUUUGCAGUUAUUCUAGAGCACUUUCAGGAUCUGGUUCCAAAGCUGGUAUUACACGGCACAGUGUUUGCAAGGAUGGCACCAGAUCAAAAAACACAACUAGUAGAAGAACUGCAGAAUGUGGACUACUAUGUUGGCAUGUGUGGAGAUGGAGCAAACGAUUGUGGAGCAUUGAAGAGAGCCCAUGGUGGAAUAUCACUGUCUGAACUAGAAGCAUCUGUGGCGUCGCCUUUCACCUCUAGGACACCAAGCAUUUCAUGUGUCCCCAACCUUAUUCGGGAAGGCCGUGCGGCCUUAAUCACCUCUUUCUGUGUGUUCAAGUUCAUGGCUCUGUACAGUAUUAUACAGUACUUUACAGUUACUCUGCUUUAUUCGAUUCUCAGCAAUUUAGGAGACUUCCAGUUUCUCUUCAUUGAUCUGGCCAUCAUUUUGGUUGUUGUCUUUACAAUGAGCUUGAACCCAGCUUGGAAAGUUUUGGUGGCACAGAGACCUCCUUCUGGUCUCAUCUCAGGACCCCUUCUUUUUUCCGUCCUUUCCCAAAUCAUCAUCUGCAUUGGGUUCCAGACUCUUGCUUUCCUGUUGGUGAAGAAGCAGCCAUGGUACGAAGUCUGGACACCCAACUCAGAUGCCUGUAAUAUGUCCUCUGAAGGUCAUCAUGACAAUACCACUGAUCAGCACAACAUCCAGAAUUUUGAAAAUACCACAUUAUUCUUUGUGUCCUGCUUCCAAUACCUCAUAGUAGCUAUUGCAUUCUCUAAAGGAAAGCCAUUCCGACAACCAUGCUACAAGAAUUAUCUGUUUGUUAUCUCUGUGUUGGCUCUGUAUGCCUUAAUGUUGUUCUUUAUGCUGUACCCAAUUGAGUCCAUUGAGAACUUCUUUGAGUUGGUCUGUGUUCCCUAUUCAUGGCGUAUUGCAGUGCUCAUCAUCAUUGCUAUCAAUGCUGGCGUCUCUAUUUUGGUUGAGACGGUCGUCCUUGAUAUGAUACUUUGGAAGCUUGUGUUCAACCGAGACAAGCAAGGAGAGUCCCACCUCAUGGUCACCCACAACCCACAGGAGGCGAAUAAUUGCUGGGCAGGAAGGUUUUGCUCCUUUCUAUUCUUCUGCAAAAAGAAAACCCCUAAAGCCAAAUACAUGCAUUUAGCACAGGAGCUGUUGGUGGACCCUGAAUGGCCACCAAAGCCAAGGACAACUACAGAAGCUAAAUCUCCUACACAAGAGAAUGGCAGCUACCAAAUCGUCACUAUUACGUAGCAGUUAAUAUCAUCACCUUUUUUGUAUUUGUUAAUCAAUAGCUGCCAAAGAGCUCUGUAUAUUGCAGGCCCCUCUUGCAACUAUUGAGCUAAAUGACUUCGGCAUUCGUAAUGUUCCUGUCUGAAGUUAGGCACGGUCUCUGACAUUGCAUUUCAUAUUUCUGUGCAUUGUCUGAAUGGACCACCAAAGGAUACUCACGUGAAAUGUAGCCUAGAUCAGGGAUAGGCAACCUUUGGCACUCAAGAUGUUGUGGAUGGCAUCUCCGAUAAUGUUCUUACAGCCAAAAUUCUGGCAAAGCAUCAAUGGUUAUGUAGCCCGCAAUAUCUGGAGUGCAGAAAGUUGACUACCCCGGGUCCAGAAUAUGUGCAGCACUUGGUGUUUUUUUGGGAAUACAAAAUACUCUGUCCAGUCCUACUGUUAUUCCAUGGUGUACAUUGCAUGUCACACUUUGCUACUAUGUUUUUGGGACCAUAAUUUCAGAUCUGUCAAAACAUAGUACUUGAUUCAUUCGCAGUAUAUAUUGUUUUGGGAGGGGGGUUGUUUUUCUAGAAACUAAUCUGAUGUUAAAGGGACUCUCCAGUGCCAGGAAAACAAUCCGUUUUCCUGGCACUGCAGGUCCCCUCUCCCUCCCACCUCCCAACCCUGUUGCUGAAGCGGAGAAAACCUCUUCAGUGACUUACCAGAGGCAGCGACGAAGUCCCUCGGCGCUGCUUCUUGGUCCGCCCACACUCCUCCCCGUCGCCACGUCAGCCGGCCUGUGAGACUGAUGACGCCCGCCGGCAGGGGAGACCUAACACUUGCCGCGCACGCACAUUAGACCUCCCCAUAGGAAAGCAUUGAAAAUGCUUUCAAUGCUUUCCUAUGGGGAUUUUAGCGACGCUAGAGGUCCUCACACAGCGUGAGGACGUCCAGCGACGCUCUAGCACAGAAAACCUGUGCUAUGGACCAGGAAGUGCCCUCUAGUAGACAGCCACUAGAGGAGGAGUUAAACAUGCAAGGUAAUUAUUGCAGUUUAUAAAAACUGCAAUAAUUACAGCUGCAGGGUUAAAGGUAGUGGGAGUUGGCACCCAGACCACUCCAAUGGGCAGAAGUGGUCUGGGUGCCUGGAGUGUCCCUUUAAGUGGGUAAACCUAUCAUCCUCUAGAAAUCAUGAUUUGGUUCACUUUUUCUUAUCUCAACGUUCACGUUGUGUUUCUUUGAAAUCUAACAGCAGCAUAAGUUAUAUAAACAACUUAUAGUCGUUGCAGUAUGUGAAGGGACAGUAGCCAGUGCUUUUCCUGAAUCUUCCAAUUUAGUUGAUGUAGUUAAUGAGUUUUUUUUUUGUUUUGUUUUUUAAAGCUCUUUAAAACUGAUUUUCAUAUAUGAAAAAUGGAAAUUGUGGAAAAUGAAGAAAAAUGCUUUUCCUGAUUUCUUUGGAAUUUAAGAGCAUUAAAAUCAAGCAAUGUGUAUGUAUAAACGCACAACUUGAACUUUUUUUAUUUGCCACACUGAUUUUUAAACUACUUUGUCCCAAUUAGCUAGGCCUCUUCAUAUUAUGUCUCUUCAGCCCUCAGAUUGGGAAGCAACAGGAAGUAUAUGGUUUUUUUUUUUAGUGAUCAAUCAUCUUGCACUAUACUUAACUUGUAUAAAACAUCCUAAUAAUAGUGAGCACGUUGUGCACUGAAAGACUCAACACAUUUUACUGGCCUCAACAUUACCAUGCUUGUUCAAGUCAAUGAGUACUGCGGGCAGCUUUCAUUCGUUUGCUCAAGCAAUUUAUCUUUCAUUAUUUUUAAUGUUUGAGGUAUGUGACUGACCUUAAUGUUUUUUUGUCCUUCUUUUUCUUUAAUAUUUUUUGGGGUAAAUAUAUAUUCAAUAUGUAAUUUUGUUUUUUGGCUACAGAACAUGCAGAUUCAAUAUAUAUCUAUCUGAGUCAGUCUUGUCCACAUUAUUAGAGAAAGAUGAAAACCUACAACUGGCCAUUUUGUAUAUUUCUUACAGGCUUUUUAUUUAGAAUAUAUGUAUAACUAAUGGUACUUCUAGAGGCCAUUGUGAUUUCAAGCAUCUGUCUGUGCUGCUUGUGAGCAUUGUUUAUCAAUGCACAUGUUUGGAUGUUUUCCCGUUCUAUCUACUUUUCCGAUCUUCUUUUAGAUUACACAUGGAUCUAAAGGUUUCCAUCCUAUAUAGCUUUAAGACAUUUCUGUACAUGAUAUCCCCCAUCUGUGUUUAUGAGUCAGAGCUGAUAAGGCUAAGCAGGAGUACAGAAUGGGGGAGUGUUAGCAGCUUAGCUACAGAUUAAAGGAGAUAUGGAGCAAAACAGAAAGCAUCAUUGGAAAACCCUGACAGUUUUAUGCUAGUUCUAUAAAUACUGCAAUGUUCAAAAUGCCUAUAUAUUUUUUGAAACAAUGUAGUGGCACAAUCUGCUUUUUUUAUGUCUGAUAAUAUUUCAGCACUUUGCAACCCUACACUUGUCUCAAAUCCGUAUAAUUUAUGCCUGCUUACUAUGCCGAAUGACAUCAUAAUGAAAUAUUACAACAUGUGGUAAUACCUUUACAUUGGUUUAACUGCAUUUGGAAUGGCAAGCCUUUAAAAGUUACUCUUUUAAAGCGACAGAAUUUGCAAAGAUCUUGCAUGGUGACAUUGCUGCUGGGGAGUUGGCAUCACUGAUGUAAUCUAAUCUCGCAAAUGUGCGAGAGUACAUCAUUGAG
This is a messenger RNA of Pelobates fuscus (common spadefoot toad), 6747 nucleotides long. RefSeq names its product ATPase 13A3 (gene ATP13A3). Bases 317 to 4060 code for a protein of 1247 amino acids. NCBI's taxonomy places the organism in Eukaryota, Metazoa, Chordata, Amphibia, Anura, Pelobatidae. The record is from RefSeq and is a predicted model, not a curated record. Gene Ontology annotation, cellular component: late endosome membrane. Gene Ontology annotation, biological process: intracellular calcium ion homeostasis; polyamine transmembrane transport. Gene Ontology annotation, molecular function: ATP binding; P-type ion transporter activity; ATP hydrolysis activity. The transcript is spliced from 33 exons.